Molecule: messenger RNA, 516 nt
Organism: Auanema sp. JU1783
Lineage: Eukaryota; Metazoa; Nematoda; Chromadorea; Rhabditida; Rhabditidae
Source: the annotation of a GenBank genome assembly
AUGGUUGCCCACAGACGAUUUCACAAAGACAAAUCUAAUUUCCGUGCCGACGAUAAUGUAAGAGGGAGUGGUGCAAUGAACUUCAGGAGACACAACGCAAAAGAAAUGAAUUAUGAUAUUAGAUCACUCUUGAGUACAUGGAAUCAUCUCCUCAAACAAGUCAAAGUCGUUUUCUAUCAAGGAGUUACCGCUCAACAUGAUGGAUUACUAUCAUACUUCGAAGAUUUGAAGAUUCCUGUUGAGUUCGUUCAAUGGAGAUUCAUUUGCAUAUUACAUCAUUUCACUUUCAGAGAAUUGCCUUUCCCAACAGUAGCUAAAACUCGUGGCCUUAAAAGCGCAUACGAUGAACUUUUCCAAGUCACAUGUCACGGUACUGUUCCAGAGUUUUUCAAAGAUCUCGGAGAGAAUACUCUGUUUAAAGAUGGAACAUCAUUGGUAUAUUUCAUAAGAUCAAAUGAUAUUAAUUCUUUUCAUAUAUUUAGGACCCCACGAAAUGUGCAUUCGUUUCCUCCGUAA